AACCGGUUGACACAAUUCUUGCAAUGAACCAAACGAGCGACGAGGAGGGCAGCGUGCCCCACUACAUGCUCCCCAACUUCUCGUCGAUAUUGCCCGAGUAUGCCAACGCCGAGGCCGAGCACAUCAAGAGCGCCUUCUCGACGGGCAACUACCACUCGCUGCUCAAAAUGCCAGCCCGGCUCGGCCCCAACAGCGUCAACAUGGCGCGGCAAGAGGCCAUGGACGAGAACCGCCACACGGCCGUCGCGCUCAAGGCUCCGCCCAAGAUCGUGACGAAAAACGGCCUCUUCAACCAGUUUGAGUACACGCCAUCGCGCUUCAACCUAAGCGACGAACUCCACCGCGCCGAACGCCUCGAGUCGGAGGCCAAGCGAUUCCAGAUUGGCGGCAAGGACUUUGUGUGCAGCAGCAACGCCAAGAAGCUCAAGCACGAAGAUGGUUUUGAAGACAAGAAUUUUGUGUAUCCGCACAUGGACGUCUACUACGACGACGCCCACGACAUCGCGGUGCGCGAGCGCUGGAUUGAGAAGAAGAAGAUCUUGUACCACGACUUUGUACCGAGCGGCGCGGCCAAGCCGAUUGGUGACACGCCGACCAAGAAGCUGCUGCCCGACAUCAUCAAGGAGCUCCACGAAGCGAUUGCCAACGACUGGGAGGACUGCACGGUCGUCGUGGCGCCGACCGACGACGGCAACAUCGCGAUCCAGUUUGAUCUGGACACGGUCAGUGGCCUCGAGCAUGCGCUCACGGCGUACAUGAACACCUUUGCGAAUACCCACCGCCUCAUGGCCAAGUUCCAGCUGCACAAGGUCGUUGAGGACUGGAACGUCAAGCCCGGCGACAACGGCCUCUACUUUGUCGUGCGCCCGCCGUGGAUACGCAACCCGCACGCGCCCAUGUUUACGUCGCUUUCCAUCGCCGCCGACGCCAAGGAAUAAGAUCUGC
This is a messenger RNA of Saprolegnia parasitica CBS 223.65, 945 nucleotides long. RefSeq lists its product as hypothetical. Bases 24 to 938 code for a protein of 304 amino acids. Lineage: Eukaryota; Oomycota; Saprolegniomycetes; Saprolegniales; Saprolegniaceae. The transcript is spliced from 4 exons. The record is from RefSeq and is a predicted model, not a curated record.